This is a messenger RNA of Desarmillaria tabescens, 660 nucleotides long. RefSeq lists its product as uncharacterized. The record is from RefSeq and is a predicted model, not a curated record. NCBI's taxonomy places the organism in Eukaryota, Fungi, Basidiomycota, Agaricomycetes, Agaricales, Physalacriaceae. The coding region runs from base 157 to 528 and encodes 123 amino acids. The transcript is spliced from 4 exons.
CAAAACGCCCUGGUCCUAAACAUGACAUCGACAUUGAAAUUGCCGAGGCCUUCGUGUGUUAUCCCUUGAUCGGUAGAAAUCUAUCCGCGUUUUCGUCACAUAUAAAAGGACCGCCCUGCACGUUAGUUGCUUUCUAGCUCGGACGUUCAUCCUACCAUGCGAUUCACUAGCUGCCUCUCUCUCCUUGCGCUCGUGUCUGUCGUCGUAGCGGGUGGCUCCUACCCGUCCUCAACACCCGGCCAUGGGUGGCUUUGCCCAGACCACGAUGGCCACGGCAAUUGGAAAGCCGGCUGGGGAUGUGAUGCCCCGCCUUACAAGGGACCCCACUUUGGCUGCACAUUCCGCACGGGCUCGACGGGAUGGUAUUCGUGCUCGUUCGAUGCCAACUCUGGAAAAUGCGCUGAGGGCCAAGACUCGAGGUGCCCGUCGUCUGCUACGUACUCGGGCAGGAGGAAGAGGGACCCGGAAGCUGCACCAGCUCCCGUUCCUGUCUUUCGUGGAUCGAGCGAGGCCGCCCGUCUUGUAUAAGGGAUAGUAAAUAACCUGGACUUUUUGCAUUUGGACUCCUUGUAGCAUUCACAUUUUUUUAUUACAACCGAAAACCCAUUCAUUACCCGUCACUUUCCUUUUGCAUAUUUACAUUUUUAUAUUGGCGGGGAG